Messenger RNA from Thermochaetoides thermophila DSM 1495, 2217 nucleotides. RefSeq lists its product as uncharacterized. Gene Ontology annotation, biological process: DNA-templated transcription initiation. The coding region runs from base 1 to 2217 and encodes 738 amino acids. The transcript is spliced from 2 exons. Lineage: Eukaryota; Fungi; Ascomycota; Sordariomycetes; Sordariales; Chaetomiaceae. Gene Ontology annotation, cellular component: transcription factor TFIID complex. The record is from RefSeq and is a predicted model, not a curated record.
AUGGCGCAACCACAGCCUCAGGUCCCUCAAGCCCCUUCGCAGAUGCCGCAGGCUCCACACUUGCAACCGCUUCAGCCGAUGACCCAGAUGCCGCAAGUGCCGCAGCAAGUCAGUCAGAUGCAGCAAGCUCACCAAGGAGUCCAGAUGGGCCAGCGCCAGGCCUACUCGCCGCCUCAACUUCAUGCCGCACCUUCGCAGGUCUCUCAACAAGAGACGACGACGAUGACUCCUCCUCCUCCUCCUCCCCCUCCUCCUUCUACUACUACUACUACUACUACUGCUGCUGCUGCUGCUGCUGCUGCUGCUCCUCUUCCGGCUUCUCAGCCCGCCACUUACGGUACGGUACCGCCCAACAAGCGACCCCGUGUGUCUCCAACCCUGCCUACCGCCCCUCAGCAGGCGCAGUAUGUCACCGCGCCAUUCGUUUCAGCUCCUACAACUCAGGGCCCAGUCGCUUCUCCCAUCGCUGCGGCCUCUCCGAGCUACAUCAACCAACAUGCGACCCCCCAGGCUACUCCUACCUACAUUCAGAAACCCCAGACAUAUACAGCGCCCUACCAGAACCAAAACGGUGUUGGUAUUUCGACAGUAGCAGCUAACUCUGCUCCCGUCCAAGCCCCCACUCCUACGCCGACUUUGACUCUACCGGCCUCUCCCGCUCCCCAAAGCGCCCCUACCUCUCCCCCGGUUACCCAGCAGUAUACCACCGCGGCCAUUGCUCCGAAUGCCCCCCCUCCCCCGCCUACCCAGGGCUCGAUGCCGCCCCCUGCUAGGCCCACACAACCUGCAAAGGACGCCGCUUCGAUCCGCGAGCCCAUCAAGGACAUUGAGCUGGAGAUCAGCGACUCCCUCGUCUCCACAGGCAUCGAUUUGCGCGCCGAGGAACAGUUCCUUGCCGAACUCUACAGUGGCUCGUUUUCGCAGGACGCUAGAACCGGCCUGCCGGCCAACCCCCCGGGUCCGCGUACUUCUUUCUACGGUGCCGGUUUCGCGAACCAACCUGGCGAGUCUACUGAGCUCAGCCAAGAGGCCUACGAGGCCCAGGCCGCUCAGAGAGCGUGGGAUGAAGCCGCCCAUCGCCUGGCCGUCGUUCGCAGCAUCGAACUCCUUAGCCCCUUCCUUAACAUUGCUAAUCUACACUACCGUGUGGACAAGAUCGCCAAAGAGCACGGCAUUGCCGUCAACCUGGAGUCCAAGAAUGCCAGCCUCGGCCUAGGCAAGCUGAGGUCCCCUACCGACUUUCCCCAGCCCAAGCUCACCGUCACCACGAAACCGGGUCCCGACGGCGCCAUGGUCACCACUACCGGUUCCUGGAUCCCCCACGACGCUUACCUCGCCGACCAGCUUGCCCUCCUUUCCAUUGCUACCAAGCACCGUCUCCGCGAACUGAUUGAAGAUGCCAAUAACAUCGCCAUCACUCGUCAGAAGACGUCCCACGGGCAGAUUCCCAAGGAGUGGGAGGACGUGUCGGCGCCUCUCCGGACCGGCCUCGAUUCGCUUCCAGACGACAUGCUCGUCGACGGCACCGCCGACCUAAACUUAAAGAAGCGUACCUACGACGCCUUCGCCGCCGCCGCCUCCUCCACAUCCACCACAACCAAACCUCUCCGCGGCGCCAAGUCCCUCGCCGAAGCCGUCCGCGAAGCGGCCAAGCUGGACCGCGAAAUCGAGGAAGCGCGUCUCCGCAAACGUCAGAAACGCCUCAACCCGGAGUCUGCCCAAUCUGGUUCCCGCGCGGGCUCUGCUGCCCCUGGCACUCCCGGCGCCACCGGUUCGACUCCAGAAGAAACCAAGGCUCCGACAAAGAAAGAACAAAAGAAGGCCUCCGCCGCCCGUCUUGCGGAAGCCAAUAGCACCCUAUCUACAAAUCAAACACUUUCCCAGCUCAUGGGCAAACGUAAAAAAGAAUACGCGUGGAUGACAAAAGCCGGUUCGACUCCCAGCACACCCCGCGGAGGGGCCGGAGGAGCAGAUGGGGGUGUGGGUGGUGGUGUAGGCGGGAAGGGGGGAGGGUUGCCGGAGAAGGCGCAUCAUCUUACGCCCGAUCCGAGGUAUCCCCGGUUGGGGACGUGGAGGGAGGAUAAGGAGAGGGGGAGGAAUAUUCAGCUGAGAGAUUGGGUGCAUGUGUUGGAGAUGGAUAGGGAUCGGGUGGAGGGGAGGGCGGUGCAGGAGGCGUACUUGAAGUUGGAUGCGUCGGGGCCUAAGGAUAGGGCGUGA